AUAGCAAAAACCUCUCCAGAAAAAGAAAAAGAGAGAGAGAGAGAGAAAGGCCUGUAUGUUGGGCUUUGAAGGGUGAAGAGAAGGGCCUUCCUUGGAGCAGAACUUGUGAGUGGAUGGGCCCCAGACGGGCCUGGGUGGCAGCUCACAGCCCAGUCUGCGACGAGUCUGGGUGACUGGAGCCUGUAGCUGCAGGAGCCGCGCAGCCCCGAGCCCUCUAUCCCCCUAGCCCCAGGCCCAUAGGCUUCCUUCCUCCCAGGCUCCCUGCUGAUACACCUGAGAGCACCUAGCUGUUUAUGGAAGGGGAAGGAAGCCCUUCCUCCUCGGAACUUCCCCAGCAGACAAAGCUGAGUCUGCACUGCAGCCUGUCUGGCCUUGGGGGGGGUGGCCCAAGAACACAGAGCCACCUCUGCCCCAGCCACACCCGGGGCUGUAGAGCAGGCCGCCCCUGGCUCCGCCUGCCCACAGCAUCUCACCAACUGCCUCCUCAUCAGAUCUUGAUGCCCUCCAAGUGGCACUGAGGCCCAGCAGCUGCCUGCCUGUCCCUGUCCUGCUGAGCUGACCUCUGUCUGCCCUAGGUUGGUGAUCACCCCCGGUCCCGAUGAUGAAGCCGUGUCUGCUGUGCUUGCCGCUGACCUGCCUCCUGCUGCUGCCCUGGCCUCUGGCCACUCCGACACCAGCGACCCCUUGGCAAUGCCCGCCUGGAGAGGAGCUGGACCUGGACCCCAGGCAGGGUGCAGCCUGCAGGCCCUGUCCCCACGGUACCUUUUCAACCUCAUGGGGCUCCAGCCCAUGCCAGCCCCAUGCCCGCUGCAGCCUUCGAGGGAGGCUGGAGGCCCAGGUGGGCACUGCGACUCAGGAUGCAGAAUGUGGAGGCUGCCAGCCAGGGUGGUUUGGGCCCUGGGGGGCCCCCCAUGUUCCAUGCCAGCCGUGUUCCUGGGCACCUCUGGGCACUCGUGGCUGUGAUGGGAUCAACCCAGCUUACCGGGCAGAGGAGGCCAAUGAGGACACCAUCGGUGUCCUGGUGCGGCUGAUCACAGAGAAGAAAGAGAACGCGGCUGCCCUGGAGGAGCUCCUGAAAGAAUACCACAGCAAACAGCUGGUGCAGACGAGCCACAGGCCUAUGCCCAAGCUGCUGCCGGCCCCCACCAGCAUGCCUCACCUCUGUCCGCAUCGCCACCACCUCCACACCGUGCAGGGCCUGGCCUCACUCUCUGGGCCCUGCUGCUCCCGCUGUAGCCAGAAGAAGUGGCCUGAGGUGCUACUGUCCCCUGAGGCUGCAGCUGCCACUGCCCCCACUCCUAGCCUCCUGCCCAACCUGGCCAGGGCUCCCAAGGCCGGGACCAAGGCAGGACGCCAGGGCGAGAUCACCAUCCUGUCCGUGGGCAGGUUUCGUGUGGCUCGAAUUCCCGAGCAGAGGGCCAGUUCGGUGGCGCCUGAGGUGAAGACCAUUGCAGAGGCCGCACCCUCGGGGGACGCUCUCCCCGAAUCCCCCCAGCUGGGCCUUCCCCCCGAGCAACGGGCACUGCUAGGACGUGGUGGGAGCCAUACCAAGUGGCUGAAGCCUCCAGCAGAGAGCAAGGCCGAGAGCGAUCACUAUCUGAUCUUCAAAACAAAACGAAAGAAAAACCCAAAAGAAUCCAAAACAACAAAACAAAACCAGAUUUACACUUCUUACACACAAGCGUGGCUGUGGGCUUUCCAGUCUUAUACUCCAGGCUGUGUUUUGAAAACACCUAAAAACUCUGAUCAGACUACUUGGAAGACACCGGUCAAAGGUUUAUUAUUAUUAUUAUUAUUUUAAAUGUUUUUAUUUCUUUUUAAAAUGUGAGUUCCAAUAAAAUUUAAAAAUUAGAUUCCAACCUGUAGAUUAAAAUGAAUUAAAAAAUACAAAAUCAUAUACAACGCUCUCUUCACAGGGAUGUUACAUGCCAUGAGAACAGGUUUCUGUCACGUGAUAUGAAACAGGGAUGUGGACGCCUUGGAGUCAGGAUGGAGACAGGCCCCAGGGCCUUUAAAGACAACUCCAUGUUCCUAGAGGCCUGGCCUUACCACCCCUUGGGUAAGGAGGAGCUGGAGUCACGCCACAGGUCCACACAGCCUGGCUGGCCUGAGGAGGAGGUCUCUGGGCCAGCCCCACCUUCCCCGACUCUCCUGGACAUAAGGAAGGCUGGGGCCUGGAGAUGCUGGUCUUGCUUAGGUCAGACCCUGAGCUGCUUUCACCCAUCUGGUUCCUUGGGCUGGUACUUUCUGUUCUCUUCAGUCUCCCUCUACCAGGGCUGGAGUAGGUAAAGGGCUUCACUAGCACAGCAAGGAUACCCAGGGGCCAUCGGGCAGCCACAGAGAAGCAAGAGCUGCUGUGUCACCUUCCAGCUCGGUGGCAGCAAGUCCCAACUCCCGUGAUCCUCAGCUGGCCUCUGGGUGGACUCAGCAUACAAGAUAGAAAAUACCCACUGGAGAAGAUGAGGGAAUGGGACCCAGGUUGGCUCAGGCAAGUCUGGCCACGAAAUGCGGAAGCCAGCCUGCCAGGAAUUUUGAAGGCUGGGUCCCGGAACUGUAUAAAGCCUAAGUUCAGAAGUGAGAGUACUCUAGGAGGGGGACACGGGAGGUCGGGACAAACCCUGCAGCCAGCCUGGCAUGCUGAUAAAAGGCUGAGCGCUCAGAGGCUCAGCGGUGGAUUCUGCUCACUCGGCCUGGCUGGGUCUCCCACUGGGCCCUGCAGUCAGAGGUCGGGGGGCUUGGACUCAGCACGGAGCUCACUCUACAACCCAGACUUCCCUUCUCUGGAUUCCCAGGCUAGGCAAGCAGCUGGGGCUGCACACGGAAUGCUGUGGGGGACACAGUGCAGAAGAGCAGAGCUCCCACAGACCCUCCCUCUGCUGCAAUUUAGCAGUAACGCCACAGCUCUGGACAAAUGUGCAAGACAGACCACAGGCCCAGAGUGGCCUGUCCCCUCUGGCCACACAGCGGAACAAAGGAAUGGAGGGCCCCAGGCCUGGCUCAGCCGACCUUGGAACCCUGCCACAGUCCUGUCUGCACCGUGAGGACGCCAGAACCAGGUGACCAAGGGUCCUAUCCUUCUCUGAUGCUUCAUGUGGCUCCCGGACCGCUGGGAGUGAGAUGACUCAAAUCUGGAACAAGCUGGUUGGUGGGUAAACACUCGGGUGCAAGAGCCCACCUGCUCUAUGUUCUCUAGGUCCUGGUUCUUGCCCAGGGAGAAGUAGGCCUGGGGUCUUUCAGGGCUACACCAGGCCCCCUCGAAGAGCCAACCCACUGAGUCUGGACAUUGGGCUGGCACUCAGGGGACAGGAAGCCAGAGUGCACAGGCUUGCCAAGGACAGGAGCUUUUCAACAGUAAAAUGCCUGGUGCUGUCCUCAAACAUAUUUUCAAUCCUGGCAUCGUUACCCCAGUGUUUUGUUCAAGUCAGGCCUUUGCUGCCAAUUCUCAUCUUCCUAUGCUGCCAGCUGGACCUGCCUCUGGAUCCCCAGGGCCCAUCACAGGUCCCAACCCAAAGCAGAAGUUCAUACAAAUGCGCUGAGCUUCCCACGUCUCCAUAAAGCUUCCUUUGGGGCGGAAGAGCAGCCCCUCCCUUCCCAGGCUGGCCAUUAACCCCCCACCACCACCACCCCCAGGUGGCAGCAGAAACAGCAGAGUAUUUCAGGAAUCUUAGCUCUUCAGAGCUGAGUGACUUUUGGCAAGUCUCUUAAGUUUUCUGAUCCUUAGUUCUUUUGUUUACAAAAAGGGGAGUUUGGCAAUCAACUGUCAAAGUGCUUUGCAUACCAAGCUCUGGACAGGUGAGUGUGUCCCUGCUGAGUAUUCAGGGAUGGGGACAUGCACUUCAGGGUCACUGCAGGAGAGAACAGAAGGAACAGCAACUGUCCUAUCUCAUGUGAAAAAAAAAAUUUGUUUUCUUUUCAAAACAUGGCCAUAGAUUAUGCU
Messenger RNA from Tupaia belangeri chinensis (Chinese tree shrew), 3937 nucleotides. It is a transcript of the gene RELT, whose product is annotated as RELT TNF receptor. The record is from RefSeq and is a predicted model, not a curated record. NCBI's taxonomy places the organism in Eukaryota, Metazoa, Chordata, Mammalia, Scandentia, Tupaiidae. Bases 599 to 1801 code for a protein of 400 amino acids. Gene Ontology annotation, biological process: apoptotic process; amelogenesis. Gene Ontology annotation, molecular function: protein binding. The transcript has 9 exons.